AUGGCCGGGGCUGCUCUCAGGUGUAUGCCAGACACCACAACAAAGGCAUCAACCCCGACCUCAGGAGGGAAGGUGGACGUGCCCCUGUACAGCAGCAGAGGGAAGGUGGACGUGCCCCUGUACAGCAGCAGAGGGAAGGUGGACGUGCCCCUGUACAGCAGCAGAGGGAAGGUGGACGUGCCCCUGUACAGCAGCAGAGGGAAGGUGGACGUGCCCCUGUACAGCAGCAGAGGAUUGGUGGACGUGCCCCUGUACAGCAGCAGAGGGAAGGUGGACGUGCCCCUGUACAGCAGCAGAGGGAAGGUGGACGUGCCCCUGUACAGCAGCAGAGGGAAGGUGGACGUGCCCCUGUACAGCAGCAGAGGGAAGGUGGACGUGCCCCUGUACAGCAGCAGAGGGAAGGUGGACGUGCCCCUGUACAACAGCAGAGGAUUGGUGGACGUGCCCCUGUACAGCAGCAGAGGGAAGGUGGACGUGCCCCUGUACAGCAGCAGAGGGAAGGUGGACGUGCCCCUGUACAGCAGCAGAGGAUUGGUGGACGUGCCCCUGUACAGCAGCAGAGGGAAGGUGGACGUGCCCCUGUACAGCAGCAGAGGGAAGGUGGACGUGCCCCUGUACAGCAGCAGAGGGAAGGUGGACGUGCCCUUGUACAGCAGCAGAGGGAAGGUGGACGUGCCCCUGUACAACAGCAGAGGAUUGGUGGACGUGCCCCUGUACAGCAGCAGAGGCAGCAGAGGGAAGGUGGACGUGCCCCUGUACAGCAGCAGAGGGAAGGUGGACGUGCCCCUGUACAGCAGCAGAGGGAAGGUGGACGUGCCCCUGUACAGCAGCAGAGGGAAGGUGGACGUGCCCCUGUACAGCAGCAGAGGGAAGGUGGACGUGCCCCUGUACAGCAGCAGAGGGAAGGUGGACGUGCCCCUGUACAACAGCAGAGGAUUGGUGGACGUGCCCCUGUACAGCAGCAGAGGAGGGAAGGUGGACGUGCCCCUGUACCGCAGCAGAGGGAAGGUGGACGUGCCCCUGUACCGCAGCAGAGGGAAGGUGGACGUGCCCCUGUACAGCAGCAGAGGGAAGGUGGACGUGCCCCUGUACCGUAGCAGAGGGAAGGUGGACGUGCCCCUGUACAGCAGCAGAGGGAAGGUGGACGUGCCCCUGUACCGCAGCAGAGGGAAGGUGGACGUGCCCCUGUACCGCAGCAGAGGGAAGGUGGACGUGCCCCUGUACCGCAGCAGAGGGAAGGUGGACGUGCCCCUGUACCGCAGCAGAGGGAAGGUGGACGUGCCCCUGUACCGCAGCAGAGGGAAGGUGGACGUGCCCCUGUACAGCAGCAGAGGGAAGGUGGACGUGCCCCUGUACAGCAGCAGAGGGAAGGUGGACGUGCCCCUGUACAGCAGCAGAGGGAAGGUGGACGUGCCCCUGUACAGCAGCAGAGGAUAG
Procambarus clarkii (red swamp crayfish) is the source of this 1437-nucleotide messenger RNA. NCBI's taxonomy places the organism in Eukaryota, Metazoa, Arthropoda, Malacostraca, Decapoda, Cambaridae. The record is from RefSeq and is a predicted model, not a curated record.